Messenger RNA from Verticillium dahliae VdLs.17, 834 nucleotides. Its product is annotated as chitin synthase export chaperone. The coding region runs from base 1 to 834 and encodes 277 amino acids. Gene Ontology annotation, cellular component: endoplasmic reticulum membrane. The record is from RefSeq and is a predicted model, not a curated record. Lineage: Eukaryota; Fungi; Ascomycota; Sordariomycetes; Glomerellales; Plectosphaerellaceae. Gene Ontology annotation, biological process: protein folding. The transcript has 3 exons.
AUGGGCUCCACACAAUUUGGCAACUUUCACAACUUCUGCCGGGACUCGACAUUACCCGUUUGCAAUGUCUUAUCCGACGCGCACGACCAGUCCGGCCCAUGGGGCGGAUGUGAGCUUCGCGGCAUCUCUGUCGGAGGUGAUCGCAGGCUAGGCAACCUCGGAUCCAUUAUCAUCGCCGCCCUCGCCAUCGCGACCUCGGCCUUCCUUUUGUUCAAGUCGGAGAGGAAGAAGGCAGCUGUUGGGCGAAGUCCACUUGGUCCGGACCCCACCGCUGACCCCUCUCAGGCUUUCACUGGCAUUCACAUUGGCUUGAUCAUUGCCUCGACCUGGAUUCUCAUGCUCAACGCCCUCGUUGGCUUCCAGAUUGUGGACGACGGCACGCCACUUUCUCUCGGUCUCAUGGUGCUGUCAGCGGCCCUUCUCUUCGGCGGCACUCUGUACAUCACGCUCGACACUGGUUUCAAGUGGACGGGCUACUGGGACGACAGCUACAACUCACCACCGAACCGCCACAUCGCCCUCUACGUCCUGUACCAGCUGGUCCCCCUCAUCUUCCUCGUCGCCUUCUUCGUCCUCGAGGCCGUUCUCGUCCUCCGCAUCCUCGGCGAGACGAGGCCCAUGAUUUAUUUGACCGCUGCUCUCGUCCUCUUUGCUCUUGGCCAGGUCUUCAACUACGUCGUCAGCUCGCACAUUUGUGACGGCACCAACGGCGCCAUUGACGGCGCCCUUUUCCAGACGCUCUUCACCCUUCUGUCCGUCGUCAUGGUAUGGAUCUUUUGGUCGAGCAUCACGGAGGACGACUGGCCGAUGCAAGUUGGCACCGCGUACCCUUAG